Molecule: messenger RNA, 5151 nt
Organism: Apus apus (common swift)
Lineage: Eukaryota; Metazoa; Chordata; Aves; Apodiformes; Apodidae
Gene: IRAK2
Product: interleukin 1 receptor associated kinase 2
Exons: 13
Coding region: 174-2375 (733 amino acids)
Biological process (GO): signal transduction; protein phosphorylation
Cellular component (GO): plasma membrane
Molecular function (GO): protein binding; ATP binding; protein kinase activity
Source: RefSeq, a predicted model, not a curated record
GUGUCCUGACGUCAGGCGGGCAGGAAGCCGCGCUGCGGGCCGGCCCUGCGCGGAGCGGGUGGGGACGGGCCGGCCGGGCCAGCCCUCCGAGAAGAGGAAGCUCUGGAGCCAGGCAGCCUUCCCAGCGGGGCCGGGCCGGGGCCGGGCGAGGCCGGCAUGCGCGGGCGCUGCUGAUGGCCGCUCGGGGCCGCGGGGCCAUGUCCCCGCCGCAGCCGCCCCUGCGCCCCGGAGCGGGCUGCCCCCCGGCUCUCUACAUUCACAGCAUGCCAGCCUGGGUGCUGGAGGAUUUCUGCCAGAAGAUGGACUGCCUGAGUGACUACGACUGGAUGCGGUUCGCCUCCUACGUGAUAACUGAUCAGACAGAGCUACGGAAAAUCAAGUCCAUGGAGAAGACGGGGAUCAGCAUAACACGAGAGCUCAUGUGGUGGUGGGGAGUGAGGCUGGCGACAGUGCAGCAGCUCCUGGACCUGCUGCAGGGGCUGCAGCUCUACCGGGCAGCUCAGGUCAUCCUGGACUGGACAUCGGCCUCUAAUAUCCCCAACUCUGGAAAAGAAGAGCUGGUAGAGCCACCUAAACAGGAGAACAUCUCUUUAACUCCCACAGGAAACAAAAAUAAAGAUAAAGAAAAUGAGAUGAGUCUGUUGCCAGCGCCAGACUCUUCACACCUGGAAGUGUCACCAGCAGGUGUUUCAGGUGCUGUUUCUGAAGGAGCCUUGUAUUCACUCCCUUCUCCACCACCUCCCCCAAGAGACCUUUUGAAAUCCCUACAGUCAAAUCCUCCUGUCUCAUCAAGUGUGAAGCCUUGCAGCUCGUCUGCUCCUCAGCAGGAGACGAUGAUGGAUCUCCCCAGCGGGAGCCUGUUGUGGACCCAGAGGGAAGUCACUAAUGCCACAAAUGGUUUCAGUGACAAGAGCAGGAUCUGUGAAGGUACUUUUGCAGAUGUCUACAAAGGUCAGAGGAACAAUAUGGUGUAUGUCAUCAAAAGACUGAAGGAGGUGGAGUGCACCAGCCCGGAUUCCACCCAGAGGUUCUUCCACACAGAAGUGCAGAUCUGCUUUCGGUGUUGUCACAUCAACAUUUUGCAGCUGCUGGGUUUCUCAGUAGAAACUGGAUUGCACUGCCUGAUAUAUCCAUACCUGCCUAAUGGAUCCCUGCAAAACAAGCUGCAGUGUCAAGAUGGUUCUGCUCCUUUGACCUGGGAGAUGCGAAUCAGCAUUUCUCUAGGACUGAUCCGAGCUGUAGAGUAUUUACAUAAUUCUGGAAUUCUUCAUGGGAAUAUCAAAAGCUCAAAUGUCUUGUUGGAUGAAAACUUCACCCCAAAGCUUGGACACUCGGGUCUGCGAUUGUGUUCUGUUGAUAAAAAAUCAACAUAUGCUGUGAUGAAAACCAAAGUCCUACAAGCUUCUCUUACUUAUCUGCCAGAAGACUUUGUCAGACAUGGGCAGUUAACAGAAAAAGUGGAUAUAUUUGGCUGUGGUGUGGUCUUAGCAGAGAUACUGACAGGGAUUAAGGCACUGGAUGAAGCAAGACACCCCAUUUAUCUGAAAGAUAUGAUUGCCAAUGAAAUUGAAACAGUGAAGGAAAGCUUGUGUUCCAAAGUGAAAAAUGUUGAAAAGCUGGCUGCCAAGGAGAUCUGCUGUAAAUACCUAGACAGGAGAGCAGGCCACUUGCUGGAGGAGGUUGCUGUUGAUUUUGCUUCAGCCAUCUGUCUGUGUCUGAGAAAGAAGCGUUCCACCGCAGCAGAGGUGCUUGAAACUAUGGAAAUGGCUGAAAAUAAACUAACAGAGCAUUACCUCUGUGGAGGCAGCAUUUCUGGAUUCUCCAUUAACACUCCCGAAGAAACUGAUGAUGAGACAGUGAGCACGGAGGUGGCUCCUGCCGGGCAGAGGCGGGAGGGCAGGACGCAGCCGGCGGCCGCGAGCGGCACCAGCCCACGCGCGCUGCGGGCGGGACGCGUCUCGCCUGGCGAGUGCUGCGGACAGGUGUCCAGGGUCCCCUGCGAAUCCGACGAGUCGAGCAGCUUUAUAUGGAAUCCUUCAGAGAGAUCUGCAGAUGAGCUGUCCAGCAACAGCUCUCACGAGGCAGGGAACGUGGCAGCCUCUGAGCCGAAGAUGAAGCAGGAAAAACCUGCGAAUGGGCUCCAGGAGAGAAGUGCUGCCUGCACCAAAAGUGCCCACGCCUCGGAAGCAGCGGCUGCUGCGCAGAGCACCUUUCCAGAAAGGAAUGCAGACCUGGACUCCUCGUGUUCUUCACAAGCAUUAAGCAGAGAGACAUCUUGGAAAAUAGAGAUAAAUGAUCAAAAAAAGAAGCUCAUGGAAAAUAUUUUGCUGUAUGAAGAAGACAAAUUAAACAGUUCUGAACUUUUUGAAUCAUAAAUUGGAUGGACUUCUCAGCAGUGGCCAGCUCAGAAGAAGAAAUUAGGACUUUCUCUCCUUUAGAAAGACAGUACAAGUGCCUUUCAUGUAAGGUGAAGUAGCAGAUCCGGAUCAGAAACGUGAGCCCUGACUGAAGGAAGCAAAAGUGAUCCCACUGGGAAGAAACAGAAAACAUCAUUUCUGAAGCAGAUUGAAGCACAGUGCUGCUCUGCAGCCAGAAAUGCCUUAUUCCUCUCAAUCUGCAGUGCAAAAAGCUACGCAGACACAAACAGCUGCCAAAAUAGUUUAUGAUCCUUUUCCAAAGAGCAACUACACAUGAUGUAUGUCUUGGAAACCACAGUCCAGAAGUUGUGGGGCAAGUGAUCAGCAGCCAGUGAGCAAUACCCUUUGUUGUCAUCCUGCUGGGUACCAGCAGGCAGAAAUCUUCAGAGGUUGGAGCAGGGCUCAGGUUUCAAAUUCAUCUGUCCCAUACUGUGUAAUCUUGGCCUACGUACUGAGACCCACCACAUUGCCAGGGAGGGGAAUUGGUAUGGAAGUUCUCAGAUGUGUUCCACGUGACUCAGUCUCCAUUUGAAUUGCACUGGAAUAGCUGUAAGUGAAGAAUUUAAGCUGUGUUAGUCUAGGAGCUGCUCUACUACGUACCUACACGUGACACUGUUCAAAGUCCAGCCUUCAAGUUUCACUGUCAGGGGCUGAGACAGUGUUUGAUACUUCCUAAAAGCAUUUUUGGAAGGUGAUUUUUUCCUAAGUGUCCUUUACAUGUUGUUAAGGUUUCUCAUUGAAUUUCACGUGGUAACUUGUAAAUCUUGGACUAGAGACAAGGCUUUAAUUUAAAAUAUCUUUAAUUUUCGUUAUAUGUCACUUGAAAUUAGUUUUAUUUAUUUUGGCAAUGGGGGAAAGAACUGGUGAGAGAGGAGCUCAUACGUGGGCCUGUUCUGGUGCCACACUCACCACAUGCUCUUAGAGGAGUCAUAGUGCCUGUUUUAAUCUUAACUUGGCAAAUCUAUACAUUACUAUUUACUAAUACCUUUGUGAAUAAAAAAACCCGAAAAAAACCCUUCCUUUAUAGACUGCUUUUUCGUGAUUUAUGGCACAUAAAAAUGUCUCUCAAUCCAGCCUAUUUAGGCAAGUUUGUGUUGGUAGGGAAGCAGCUCAAGGUCUGUUUGCACACACUUGUUCCUUAGUAAUUUUUAAUACAAACAUGUUUUUCAGUCUUCAUUCACUGUUAAAUAGCUGAUUUUUUCCUCUUGAGGUGUCCCUAGAGAAAAAUUUCACUCUAAAAUUAUUAAUUACAGGGAUUACUGAUUUAAAAUUGACCUUUAUUGCUGUUUAGAUGCAUAUAGUAUUCUAGUAGUAUAGUAUUAUAGUAUUCUUUAUCCUUAAGACACUGUAGCUCUUUGUCAAGCAUGAAGGACAACUCUGCUUUUUUUUUUUUCCCAUGAACACUAGAACAAGGUCACAGAAUAUAAAUUUUUAAAAAAUAUAGUUGUUACAGAACUGUAGAACUGUGCAAGUAAAACUAAUUUGGAGACCAGUACCUCCCAAAGGUGGUGAUAAAACCCAGAGGCUGAAUAUGAUCCUGUGUGGUUGGUGAAUGGUAAGAAUUAGCAAUUAAUUGGCACAUUAUUCUGUGUUUUCUUGUACAUUAAGUUUUAGUAAUGUGAAUAACUAGAAACAUGUAGUAUCACAUCUACUAGCGAAACUAAGAAGGCAUCUGAAUGUGCAGAGCCUGCAGAAAGCUGCAUUACACAGUGUUCAAGGCUCCUAAUUGCUGUGUAACAAACCAGCCAGUGUUUCUGUAACCAUUGUCUGCAGCUUAUGUCUCUGUCCAUUGUACAAAACCAGUUUUGUAUCUAAAAUGGGUGAAAUGUUCUCGGUCUAUUUCUUACUUCAGGAAUUGUCCUGGUUUUGUAAAGCCCAGCCUAGUGAUGAACCAUUACAGGAAAAGGAGAAAAAGACAAACAUUAGGUCAUUCUUUAGAUUGGGGAACUGUUACAGUUGAAGUGACUGGCUAUUUUUCACUUCCCUAAUCUAUAAAGAAUUAAACAUUUAAAUUCAUUAUGAAAUACUAGCUGCUCAUUUUGAGGGACCUGGACUGUGAUGUGAUGUUACUAGCUGGUUUUUUGCUUGCAUAGGAACUGGGUUGAUUAUAGCUUAAUUAGUCACCUUAUUUCAGUUUCACAAUUGCAUCCUCAUGUCAAAUUAGUGGAAGAAGACAGCUUUGCUUUUCCUAAGUUUUUUUGAAAACCAAAAUAAUGCUGCAUCCUCAGUUGGGGAUGGAUUGCAGCUGCAGAUAAGUCCUGUGGUGGCUGCAUUUGCCUUUUCCCAAGGUGAUCUUUAAUAAAUAAAUACAUAAAUAAAUUGUUAUAUUAAAUUAUUAGUAAGAAUGAACCACAGUGUAAUCACAGCAACAGUCCAGAUGCCCUUGUUUUUUAAAACUUAUGUCAAUAUGGGGAAAAAGAAGAAUUUUAGGAAUUUUUCAGUGAUUGCUGCUGGUGCAGUUCACUGCUGCCAGCCCAAGUAUCUGUGUGCCAGCUAGUUCUGAUAAUCAUGCAACUUACUGUUCUUGAAAGUCUUUUACUGACAUUUUUUAUGGAUGUGGUUCUGUAUCCAAGCAAGUUAACUGGAGAACUCACUCCUCUGUUUUUCUUUGUCUUUUUUUUUUUUUUUUUUUUUUUAAACUGGAAGAGAUAUUAGAUGGUUUCCUUGAUAAGAUCCAUAUUGACAAAUGGAUCAAUUUGUCAAUAAAGCAAUGAAGCUAAUUUGGCAGCUGAAA